This is a messenger RNA of Glycine soja, 997 nucleotides long. RefSeq names its product fasciclin-like arabinogalactan protein 12. The transcript has 2 exons. Lineage: Eukaryota; Viridiplantae; Streptophyta; Magnoliopsida; Fabales; Fabaceae. The record is from RefSeq and is a predicted model, not a curated record. The coding region runs from base 1 to 813 and encodes 270 amino acids.
AUGUUAGCAAAUUCUGUUAUAACAAAUUAUAUUCUGUUAGAAGGAAAGCACUAUAAAUAUAGUAGCAUUACGUAUCAGAAUACUGUUCCAUUGGUACCAGUGUCUCCCAACGGUGCCCCUACACCCGCCACCGCAAAAGCUCCUACAAUUGACAUUGCUCAAAUCCUGAGUAAAGCCAAAAGAUUUUCUGUUCUGAUUCGGCUUCUGAAGACGACCCAGUUGAUCAACCAACUCAACUCUCAACUCCUCACAUCAGGUUUCGGGGGAUUGACCAUUUUCUCCCCACCUGAUUCUGCCUUCUCGAAGCUAAAAGCAGGCUUCCUAAACUCACUCAACGACAAGCAAAAGGUGGAACUUUUACAAUUCCACACUCUUUCUUCCUUCGUCUCAAUCUCCAACUUCGACACUCUCACCAACCCGGUUCAGACCCAAGCCGGUGACGAUGCUCAAAGGCUGCAACUUAACGUCACCACUUACGGAGGAAACCAAGUGAGCAUGGCCACGGGUGUCGUUAACGCCACUAUUACCAGCACUGUUUACUUGGACAACAAGCUUGCCAUUUAUGAGGUGGACAAGGUGCUUCUUCCACUUGACGUCGUUCUUCCUAAGCCAAAGGCUCCAGCACCUUCACCGUUUAAAGGAGAAUCACCUAAAACGAAGUCAUAUACAGAAGAAAGUGGUGAUGGUAACAAAAAUAGUGAUGAUGAUGGUGCUGUUACGGUAAACGCUUCUGCUGGUUCCGUGAAUUUGAUCAACAACGUAAAUUUAAUGUUUGUUGUGGGGCUCGUUUUGAUGGGUGGAGCCAUGCUGUGAGAUAAAUUGUUGAUAACAAAAGGAAGGGUCCAAUGAUUUUGUUUGCUUUAGUUCGUGAGUUGGAUGGGAUUCAAAUAUCUUUGUCGUGCUAGUUUUUUGUAUCACCGAAUUUCCGAGUCUGAAAGGUGUGUAGUAUAUGUAUGCCAUUUUGGGUCAAUAUUUAUGUAUUAGUGAUUUUUCUUUC